This is a messenger RNA of Cheilinus undulatus (humphead wrasse), 5211 nucleotides long. RefSeq names its product sortilin-like. The transcript has 20 exons. Gene Ontology annotation, cellular component: membrane; Golgi apparatus. Gene Ontology annotation, biological process: vesicle organization; Golgi to endosome transport; endocytosis. NCBI's taxonomy places the organism in Eukaryota, Metazoa, Chordata, Actinopteri, Labriformes, Labridae. Gene Ontology annotation, molecular function: protein binding. The record is from RefSeq and is a predicted model, not a curated record. The coding region runs from base 66 to 2489 and encodes 807 amino acids.
GGAGCCAGCGCUGGGACAGAGGAGUUUCUCGCUGGGUCCAAAGUUGGUCAGUGAUCUUUGUAAACAUGAUCCAGCCCUCGUCUUGCAUUUUGGCGCUCUGUUGUUUGUCGUGUGUGCUUGGCACAGGUAUGAACCCGGGACAAAAGCUGUCAAAUGUGAACGGGCUGCAGGGGAAGUUUAGCAGGGAUGAGGAGCGACAUGGUGCAGAGAAGAAGGAGCUGUGGAGACGCAGCGCAGGACUGAAUGAACAGACAUGCACUGAAGUGGCUGAAGCUGAGGCAACCCUGCAGAACAACACCCAUUCUUUCACCUUCAAAGUGCGGACCAUGGGUUCACUUUCACUGGCCUGGGUGGGAGAUGGUUCUGGGGUGCUUCUGGUGUUGACCACAUUUCAGGUCCCGCUGUUCAUGAUGCGUUUCGGUCAGUCCAAUCUCUACAGGAGUGAAGACUACGGGAAGACAUUCAAGGAUGUGACUCACCUGAUCAACCACACCUUCAUCCAGACAGAGUUUGGCAUUGCCAUCAGUCCUGACCACUCUGGGAAAGUGAUGCUCACUGGGGAUGUCUCAGAGAUUGGUGGCUUCAGACUGUUUCGCUCUCAGGACUUUGGAUUGACUUUUGUUCCGACGGACCUGCCAUUUGAGCCUCUCAUUCAGAUGCUGUACAACCCGGCAGACUGCAAUGUGCUGCUGACGCUCAGCAUUACGCUGGACCUGUGGCUCUCUGAGGACUUUGGUGCCACCUGGAGGAAGAUUGAUGAAGGUGUUUGUUUGGUCAGAUGGGGCCAAAAAAACAGCAUUUACUUUACUACAAACUACAAUGGAUCAUGCACUGAUAGAGGAGAGUUAGAGUUAAGGAAGACAACAGACUACGGUCGAAGUUUUAAAACCAUUGCAACACGAGUUUACUCUUUUGUACUUGGAGGGCGCUUUGUGUUUGCUUCAAUCAUGACUGGCACGGGUACAGAGCGUAUGAUCCACGUGUCGGUGGACGGAGGUGAGGUGUGGAACAUGGCUCAGCUUCCUACCGUCAACCACGAGCAGUUUUACUCCAUCCUGACAGCCAAUCAGGACAUGAUCUUCAUGCAUGUGGACGACCCCGGAGACUCAGGCGUUGGAACUGUCUACGUGUCAGAUGACAGAGGAACCGUCUUUUCCAAGUCCCUAGAGCGCCAUCUUUACACUACCACAGGAAGUGAAACCGACUUCACUGUCAUUGCUUCACUAAGGGGUGUCUACAUGACAAGCGUCCUCUCAGAGGAUGGUGCUGUGGAGACAGUGAUCACAUAUGACCAAGGAGCAAGAUGGCAGACGCUACACAGACCAGAGAACAGCAACUGUGACGCUGAAACUUCCACGCGCUGCAGACUGCACAUCCACGCUUCCUACAGCACCACCAUGAAGAUGAACGUCCCCAUGCUGCCUCUUUCGCAAUCUAGUGCUGUUGGCCUCAUUCUGGCUCAUGGCAGUGUUGGGGAUGCAGAGUCAGCUCUCUCUCCUGAUGUUUAUGUUUCUGAUGAUGGAGGCUACACAUGGAUGUUGGCUCUCAAAGGUCCACAUCAUUACGCCAUCCUUGACUCUGGUGGGCUUCUGGUGGCCGUAGAGCACACCAACUCACCUGUCAACCAGAUAAAGUUUUCCACAGACGAGGGGCAGUGCUGGCACACAUAUAACUUCACAAGUGACCCACUUCACUUCAGUGGGAUGGACAGUGAGCCUGGCUCUCGCUCCAUGAAUGUCAGCCUGUGGGGCUACAGGAAUGACUUCAGUAAAUGGAUCGUGAUCACCAUAGACUUCAGGAAGCUCCUCACCAGAGACUGUGCUGAUGGAGACUUUGUGCAGUGGCUGUCUCAUUCUGCAGACCCUAGUGGAUCUAGUGAUGGCUGUGUGCUGGGAUACAAAGAGACAUUCCUACGCUUGAGGAAAGGUUCUGUCUGCUGGAAAGGGAGGGACUACGCUGUGGCCAAAAAGUUGGCCCCCUGUCCAUGUACACUAGAUGAUUAUCAUUGUGAUUUUGGAUAUUACCGUCCAGAGAACAGCUCAGAGUGUGUAGAAGAGGAGGAGCUGAAAGGACGUCCUCUGGAGUUUUGUUUAAAUGGGACCACAGAGGAACUGCAGACCAGUGGCUACCGGAAGAUUCCUGGAGACCAGUGUGAGGGAGGUUUCCAGCCAGACAGGAAGGAGACAGACCUGAGGAGACUUUGCACCAGCAAUGCCCUUUCCCGAAAUUCUCCGACCGAAAGCAGUUCAGCAAACACAGCUAUCGUAGUGAUUGUUGUCAUAGCAAUCCUGCUGACCAGUGCUGUUACAGGUGUUUGGCUGGUUAAGAAAUACGUCUGCGGUGGAAGGUUCCUCGUGCAUCGAUACUCUGUAAUGAGGGAACAUGUUGAGGCUGAUAAAAUAGAAGGAGUUGAUGAUGUUGACCCUCAUUACAUGGAGACAGGGAAAACACAGUACAACGAAGACUCAGAUCAGGACCUCUUAGAAUAAGGUGAUUUCUUCAAGACUAAACCUAAUGCAGUCUUCCAUGAUGCCUGGGCACUCCUGUUGCUGAUUAACUUCUCACUCUCCCUGUCCUCCUGGUGUCCAGAGGACUAAACAGCAACCUAUUCUGCUUCCUUGUACCAGUUGAGGCUCCCUAAAAAAUGCUUACUGUCAGUUUGAGAAGGGGGGUACAAACCCAGCACAGAACAAAAGAAAGCCUCUGAGAUCCUGAAGAGCUUUUGUUGUUUCUGUCACAAAGAGUUUUGCAAAGACUGUUAAGUCUGAAUAUGUGCUCUGUUGUAAAAAGUGUGUUUUUAUACUUUGACCUGAGGAAAAAAAAGGUUUUUCUUAUUGUUAUGCACUGCAGAAGCAUAGUACAUGGGCUCUGACAUGGAUAUAUAGACUAACAGAUAUUCUAUAAAGUGUUAGAGAAGAGCACAGAAGAUAUAAAUCAGUAUUUUAGCUCAGAGAUUAUGUCUGCUGUCAGUUAGUUUAAUACUAAUUUUUUUUUAGAAGCUCACAAUGUGCUGUUCUGUUGACUACGGCAGCCCUUUAAAUAUUCAUUCAGUCAGUUUCACACGUCACUAAAAUUGUGACUGUUUUAUGUUUUUAAAAGCUACUCAAUAUGAAUCACUUGUAUAUCAUAAUUUCCUUUAGUUUAGUGAUUCCUGUAAUGGUUGAAGAGUGUUUUAACUAGAAGUGUUUCUAUUUUUUAGCAUAAAUAGUCAAUUUUUUACAAUGAAAAAUAAUCAUAGAUUCCAAUCAAAGGAAGCUGUUUUUAAUUAAAAGAGGCCCCUUUUAUCUUAUGCUGUUUUAAAAUUUUAUUUAUAAUUAUUGUAAAAUUGACAUAGUUUUUAUUGUAAUUACAAAUAUAUAUCAACAUUUAACUUUAAAGCUCCUGUGAAAAACUUGCUUUGUGUUGAUUCCAGUGUCCCCUGCUGGCAAAGCUGUACAUUUUGUCUUCUACACUUUGGUAUUAAUUAAAAUAGUUCCAGCCCUGCGACUGACUUGCGACCAGUCCAGGGUGUACCCCGCCUCUCACCCAAUGACAGCUGGGAGAGGCUCCAGCUCCCCCUCCUGUGACCCCGAACGGGAUAAGCGGUAUAGAAAAUGGAUGGAUGGAUAAAACAAUUCCCACUUCCUUUCUUUUAACAACCAAAUGUUCCAAAUUAAGGAAAAUAUUCGCAAAAGCUGCUUAUCUUACACCAUACCCCCUGGCAGGGAUUUUGGCUGUUAAUAAUAGAAAAAUAGAAAUAAUUGUUUGUUGCUUAUGAUUUGCAGUACUGUGCUUAAUGGGUCAUGAAAAGGUCAUAAAGGUAUUAAUUUCAGUCUGUUUCUCAACCAGCUAGAAACUGUUCACAGGAGUUUUAAGUUAAAGCAUCCACUGCAUUGUUGGUAGGCCCACCAUUCAAAUUAAUGAUUUGUUACUAAAUCCAUGGAAAUUAAAGGAAAAAAAUAGUCAAACUUAUAACCAUAAUGAACUCCUAAAAAUGCCAGCAUAACAUUUUUAGUGCCUUGUGAAACUUUUUGAAUAGUUUAAAAGCGCCAGCAAUCUUUGUGAAGGUGUCUUUUUUAAUAUAGUGCAGCUUCAUGAAACCAAUAUCUUUGCUCCCCUGUAUAUGUGGUGAAAAUGAAAGACUUGAAUUAUUGCCAAAGCACUUUUAUUGUUGAUUUUCUAAUUUUAGAGAGAUUGAAGAGGUAAAAGCUCAUCAUAGCCAAGCAUUAUAUCAGUAUGAAGGCAUUUCUAACCUGAACCCUUUACUUGAAUUGUCAGUUUUUUUGUUUAACAGGAUGCACAAAUAUAUAUCGCUGUUGUGGUGAUUUGUUUCUGUUCUUUGAUUAAUUUGAUUGGUAUUUCCUAAUAUCAGCCAACACCAGUAUGCAUGUGUCUAACAAUUCUAAUAUCAGGUCUCUGUUGUGAAGGAGACCUCAGUGAGCAUACCUAAAUUAAAUUGACUAUACAUGUAAAAAGCAGGCUAAAUCCUGAAGGUUGGUCAUUUUUAAGAACCGUACUGAAUUGUUUCCAUUGCCAUUUCGGAAAGCAGAAAAAUUGUAAAGCAGAAACACUUUGAUGGGAAACACAAAACAGUUGCAGAGUUGCACCGAUUCAGAUUUUUAAAGCUUCCUUUAGCCAGUCUUAUAUUGGUGCAUUUCAAUCUGAUUGUCCCACAGAUGUUGCAAAAUAGCCACAAUGACAGAACUACCAAAUGGAUUGAGUUACAUCUAUUCUAAGUCUACACCUUUGCUGUUUAUUUUAUUUUAUUUUAUAUUAUUUUUUGUAUGAGGGUGGUUGGCAACCAUUUUUUGUUACAAAGUGUAAUAAUAGUAUUUUUAGAUACUUGCAGGGCUUCUUGCUGCAGCUUGAUCUCUCCAGCAAACUCAAUAAUAUCCCAGAGAAUAAGCUAUUGUAAUAAGCUGGCCUGAUGUAGAGGCAUUUUCUCAAGGAAUGUUGGGUGAACUUUGAUAUGAAAGCAAACUCAUAUGCUUGAUGCUUCUUUAUUUACACAACUGUUAAUAAGAACAAACCCAGCUUUUAACUGGAUUCAAUUAUAUAUUUUUGCACUGUACCUACCGAUCUGUGAAAAAAAUUACAUUUGUUCUUCCUUGUGCAUCAAAUUUUUGUGAAGUAUACGGGCCAGGAGUUGUGAUCUUCAUUCCAUCCUGUUUCUUGACUGUUUGCAAGGAUAUCCGAGAUGAUUACCUUUGAAUAAAACUAUUCUGUAACAAA